AUGCUCGUCUACAUCUGGUACUGUAAUGUUCGUGUUCACAGAAUUCUCGACAAAACUUUGAUUAUCCCUUCCAAAUACACCCUACAAACUAGAUUUCAAGCUAAAGAGAAUAUGAGGAGCUUUCAUUUCACCAAGUACUCAUUCCUACUUAUCACAACUGUUAUGGUACUCCAAUACUGUUUAAUUAUGUUCAUGUCAACUGGCUACCUCAGAAAAUAUGAAAUUAUUAUAAAUUAUACAAUGGAAUUAUGCGAUUUUACUCACCCUAUCCUUCUUAUUCCGAUAAUGAUGGUGUCGGUGCCUGUCUGGCGGAGACGAUUUUUUGUGCAUUUAAAGUUUGUUCCGGGUGUUGAAAAGUUUGUGUUGAAAAAUAAUAGCGAAGUGGCUCAAAGUCAGACGCCGAAGUUGGAGACGGAAGAGUACUUCAGUCAGUUCAAGAUGGCAUGGGGAUGA
This is a messenger RNA of Caenorhabditis remanei, 453 nucleotides long. RefSeq lists its product as uncharacterized. Bases 1 to 453 code for a protein of 150 amino acids. Gene Ontology annotation, cellular component: membrane. NCBI's taxonomy places the organism in Eukaryota, Metazoa, Nematoda, Chromadorea, Rhabditida, Rhabditidae. The transcript is spliced from 3 exons. Gene Ontology annotation, biological process: sensory perception of chemical stimulus. The record is from RefSeq and is a predicted model, not a curated record.